Fonsecaea nubica is the source of this 2511-nucleotide messenger RNA. RefSeq lists its product as hypothetical. Gene Ontology annotation, molecular function: zinc ion binding; DNA-binding transcription factor activity, RNA polymerase II-specific. The record is from RefSeq and is a predicted model, not a curated record. Gene Ontology annotation, biological process: regulation of DNA-templated transcription. The transcript has a single exon. Bases 1 to 2511 code for a protein of 836 amino acids. NCBI's taxonomy places the organism in Eukaryota, Fungi, Ascomycota, Eurotiomycetes, Chaetothyriales, Herpotrichiellaceae.
AUGGCGCAAACUGUCGCCCUCCGCCGUCGCCAGAACAAGAGCUGCGAUCAGUGUCGAGCUGGCAAACGUCGAUGCGAUGUCGAAGUCGCUGUCCACGAGGCGCCGACAAUCAGCGGUCUCAAUUUCUCUUCGAGCGAUGACCACGACGCGAUGAAUGUCUUUGCCUCCUCUCCCUGCACAAAUUGUAAGAAGUGGAAAAAGGCAUGUACAAUCGAAUGGAUCAAGUCGCAUCAACGGCGUCAGUCAACCACCUCCAAACGCCGGCGAGGGUCCAAAGGAAUGUCGCACGCAGUAGAUGACACGGCCAGCCAGGAUGUGUGGGCGGACGGCGUCUCUAAUCUUCCACAGGAGGAUAUUGACUCGAUGCUCACCGACUCUCUCAACAGGUCGAUAUCCAGAGAAACGUUUCCGGAUGGCUCGAUAGCAUCCUUAUCCACAGGUACCAUGUUUGAGAGUUUGAAUGGAUCGCAACACGAAGAUAAUGCCUCUCUCAUGAACUCACAGCUCAAUCAGCCCUUCUACGACUUUACUCCGGUCGACUGCCCCGAGCCCUAUCCAACCAAUUAUUACAUGGCUCAGCCAAUGCUCGAUCCGGAUGUCGCCAUUGAUGGCCAAUCUUCAACGAGUUACCUCUCGGACGGUUCGAACUCUUGGAGCCAACCCAUAUCGAACCCUCAGUCAGUAGUUGACAGCCAGGACCAGGAGUCAGUGGCGCAGGAACGUCGAUUCUCCCCUCCAUUCUAUGGAAAUGGCCUGACCAAGAAAACGGCAUCACCCUUUGCCUCGCACUUUCUGGCGGAAGAUCAUAGUCGGCUCUACAUUAAAAAGGGCCUGCUCAAAAUCUACCACGACUCCCUAGAAGGUGCUUUGAGCUGUUGGCUGAUUGAGAGGAAUUGCCCCUAUGCGUCUAGUCCGUUUAUGGACCAACGAGACGCAUGGAGCUCCAAAUGGUCCAACAGGAUUGUGACACGGGUCCGUGCCCUGGACGACGCAUAUGCAAGGAGUGGCCUGCUAUCUCAGAGUGACCAAAAGCAGGCAUCCAAUGUCCUCAGCCUCGUGGUUAUGGCUUUCGCGGUGCAAUGGGCCCAAUCUCCCUUCGGAAAACACGACAACCUCAGCACUCAGCUACCUGAACAUGGAAUCUUUGGGCGCAAUAUGCAGAAAGCACUAUGGCAGAAGGCCAGUGCUGCUCUUAGUCAGGCCGUGGGCAACCCGUCCUUCAAGGUCAUAUUUGCCACCAUUAUCUUUUCUUUGACGCAACGUCCCAUCGAGUCGGCCGAGAUCCUUCCUAGCCCAGGGUCACGUCGACAGAAUGAUCUCGCGUCGCUACGGAAGAUCCUCGACCAUGACACCGGACCUAUCUUUUUGGACGUCGCCGUCCGCAAACUGCAUGAUCAUCAACGAAGACUCAAGGACGCCGAACGCUCUCAGAACGGCAGUCACGUCGCGUUACACACUUCGAUUGCUCUGGGUGAGCAGGACAAACAAACGUUUGGACUUAUGUUCUGGCUCGCCAUUAUGUUUGACACCAUAUCCGCAGCUAUGAAUCGACGGACUUUUGCUCUAAGUGAUGGUGAGACCAGCAUCACUGACGAUGAACCGAUCCCGGCGCCUCGUCUCGCAACAUCCGUCAACGGCUAUUCCUGUGAUCUUGAUGGGUAUUCCGGAUUCUCCAACAUGAACAGCGCCCAGUUGUCCCGCGAGUCGCAGGUAUGGGGCAACUAUUUUCUUCGCCAGCAGUCGCGAAUUGGCGAUGUUCGCAAGCAAACAACUCGCUGGCCAUGCUCCUAUGUCGAUGCUGCCGCAUGCCUGGCCGACGCUGCUCCGGUCAAAGUUCUUGUGUUCCGGAGGGUGGGACAUCUCCAAGAUCUGUAUUAUCAGCGCGCCACAGCUGAUGCGAUCGAGAAUGCCAUCGCUUCGACACUCGAAGUCUAUAACCACUGGAACAAUACAUAUGGUCGCUUCAUCUCUGACUGUAUAGCGAACCACGAGAGCCUCCCGGCUCGGAUUCAAUCCUGGUACAUCCUCCUAGCCAGCCACUGGCACCUUGCCAUCCUCAUUCUGGCGGAUUUGAUUGAGAAGCUGGAUGAUUCGAACAUGACUCUACCAGCAAACCGGACGGCCAGACAGACCACGGAGUUCUCUGCGGCGCUGAGAUUCCGCUCCGUAUACGCAGUUUCGGACCUCGGCCGAUGUUCACGCUUCAGUAACGAAGACUUGUCCUUUUCGCAAUCUCCGGAUUUCCACCAUGCGGUGAACAAGGCAGCAUUACUCACAGAACCAUGGACGGUAGUUUUGGUGCGUUCAUUCGCACAGGCUGGUGAAGUUCUGGUCAAACUUGUCCUGUCACGGCGAGAACCCGGACUUUUCAUGGACACCAACCACCUGUCAGAAGCAAGGAGUCGUCUGAAUGACUGUAUCGAGGCGUUGUGGCUGCUAGGAAGAAAGAGUGACAUGGCAUUAAGCGCCGCCAAAAUACUUCAGGAGGCUGUGAACCAGGGUACGGCAUAA